Pyrenophora tritici-repentis Pt-1C-BFP is the source of this 1062-nucleotide messenger RNA. Its product is annotated as TenA, putative transcription activator. NCBI's taxonomy places the organism in Eukaryota, Fungi, Ascomycota, Dothideomycetes, Pleosporales, Pleosporaceae. The record is from RefSeq and is a predicted model, not a curated record.
AUGUCUAAGCACCACCCGGGAAGUUGGGUCGCCCACAGCAAAGCAGACAUCGACCCCACAGACCUCCCAUGGGCCCUCACAACACAUCUCCUCGCUAUCAAUCAUCAACAAUUCCUCCGCGCAACCAAAGACCCCUUCCUAGAGCGCGCCGCAAAGGGCACCCUGCCCAAGCCAUUGAUAGCGCAAUGGCUUGCCAACGAUAGACAGUACCUCCAAGGCUAUCUCUCUACUAUUAGUAAUACCCUCAACCUGAUUCGCAGUACACAUAAACCGACAACUGCUCCUGGCGCUGAACCAGAAAUUGAGACUCGCUUGAUCUCGUGGCUGGAGGCUGGCAUCAAGAAUGGCGAGAGGGAGAUGCGCCUCUUUCAGGAAGUUGCCGAGAUCUACAACAUCGAUAUCCAUCCCUCUCCUUUGCCGGAUAAUAUUAAAUCCGAGGGUCUACGUCGCUACGAAGCUCUCUUCGCAAAUGUAGCGUCACAAGCACCAAACCCUUUUAUCCCCUGGCUAGAAGGCGUCGUUCUACUUUGGUCAACCGAAAAGGUGUACUACGAUGCAUGGUCCUGGGCGCGUCGCCAGGAUUCUCAAUCUUUACCCCGAAACUACGAAAACGACCAAGACGGCGGUGCUAUGCGUAGGGAGUUUAUACCCAACUGGUCAAACCGCGACUUCAUGAUGUUCGUUGAGCAGCUUGAGCGCAUCCUCAAUGAAGGCGUGACAAGCGCCGUGAACCGCAACGAAGAGAGUUGGACGAGCGUCAAAAGCAGAGCAGAUCCCAUAUGGCGAGCGCUGCUUGAUGCCGAAGAGGCGUUUUGGCCAGUUGUGCCUGGUGGUGAGGGGAGCUUGGUUGAACCUGGUGUCAGACGGGGCGCAGACGGGAAGAUGGACGGAACCACACUACGUAGCACUGGAGAUGAUGAGGUAUUGAAUGAGAAGCAAGGCGUUCGAGCGGGUGAUAUCACGACGCUGCACAGCAACGAGCAUGGCGGGGCUAUAAUGGAUGAAAAGCAUAGGGUGCAAGGUGGAGAUGUCAAGUGGAAUGGCCAUGUCCCGUUGGUAUAG